This is a messenger RNA of Schizosaccharomyces osmophilus, 231 nucleotides long. RefSeq names its product Lsm2-8 complex subunit Lsm6 (gene lsm6). The transcript is spliced from 3 exons. Gene Ontology annotation, molecular function: RNA binding. Bases 1 to 231 code for a protein of 76 amino acids. The record is from RefSeq and is a predicted model, not a curated record. Gene Ontology annotation, cellular component: U4/U6 x U5 tri-snRNP complex; sno(s)RNA-containing ribonucleoprotein complex; U6 snRNP. NCBI's taxonomy places the organism in Eukaryota, Fungi, Ascomycota, Schizosaccharomycetes, Schizosaccharomycetales, Schizosaccharomycetaceae. Gene Ontology annotation, biological process: maturation of SSU-rRNA; mRNA splicing, via spliceosome.
AUGGACUCUUCACCAAAUGAUUUUUUAAACAAGGUUAUUGGAAAACCUGUCAUCAUCCGUUUAAGCUCUGGUGUGGAUUAUCGUGGAAUCUUGAGUUGCCUUGACGGGUAUAUGAAUCUUGCCUUGGAACAGACAGAAGAAUUUGUUAAUGGUAAAAAAACAAACGAAUAUGGUGACGCUUUUAUUCGUGGUAACAAUGUUUUGUAUGUAUCAGCAUUAAAUAAGCAAUAA